UUCUGUAAUGGGCACAACAGUAGUGCAGGUCACGCCUAUCACACCAAAUGUAACCGUGGUGAGACAGCAAGCUGGAAGAGAUGUUGUUUUCUUGUUGGAUGGAUCUGAUGGUACUAGGAAUGAAUUCCCAGCCAUGCAAAACUUUGUCCAGAGAAUGGUAGAGAGACUGAAUGUGGAUGAAAAGAGAGAUCGUGUGUCAGUGGUUCAGUACAGCAGAGAUCCUGCUGUCCAGUUCUACCUGAACACUUACUCAACUAAAGGAGAAAUCCUUGACACAAUCAGAGGUUUGAGGCACAAAGGUGGAAGACCCCUCAACACUGGUGCAGCACUCCAGUACUUGAGGGAUAACGUCUUCACGGCCUCUGCUGGAAGCAGGCGCCAAGAAGGAGUGCCACAACUGUUGAUAUUGUUAAGCGGCGGCAGGUCUUUUGACAGCGUUGAUGCCCCGGCCUCUGCUCUCAAACAAAUGGGUGUCUUGACAUUUGCAAUUGGAACCAGAAACACAGACCCGAGAGAAAUGCAAAAGAUUUCACAUGAGCCGAGUUAUGCUCUCUCCGUGUCUGACUUCAAUGACCUCCCCAAUGUCCAGCAACAACUUCAGUCUUCUGUUGAGACUGUGAUUGUUGAGGCAGCCCCUGAAUCACCAACUGCACCCGUUGACAGUGCCAACAGGGAUAUAGUUUUCCUUCUGGAUGAUUCUGAUGCAACAAGAAAUGGCUUCCCUGCCAUGCGUGAUUUUGUGGAAAGAGUGGUGCAAACUCUUAAUGUAGGAGAAAACACUGACCGUGUGUCUGUGGUCCAGUACAGCAGAGAUGCAGAGGUCAUUUUCUAUCUGAACACACAUGACACCAGAGAUGAUGUUUUGGAUUCAGUCAGAGGGCUGAGACACAGAGGAGGCAGACCCCUCAACACCGGGGCGGCCCUCCAAUACGUCAGGGACAAUGUCUUCACAAACUCUGCUGGGAGUAGGAGUCUGCAAGGUGUUCCACAGAUGUUGAUCCUUCUAAAUGGUGGAAGGUCUUCGGACGAUGCCGAAACACCGGCCACUGCUCUCAGAGACAAGGGCAUCAUUGUGCUUGGCAUUGGAGCAGGGAGGGCUGCUGGGGCAGAGAUGAAAAACAUAGCAUAUAACACCAGUUAUGCUGUGUCUGUGUCUGACUUCUCUGACCUCCCCAAUGUCCAAGAGCAGCUCUCUUCUGUAAUGGGCACAACAGUAGUGCAGGUCACGCCUAUCACACCAAAUGUAACCGUGGUGAGACAGCAAGCUGGAAGAGAUGUUGUUUUCUUGUUGGAUGGAUCUGAUGGUACUAGGAAUGAAUUCCCAGCCAUGCAAAACUUUGUCCAGAGAAUGGUAGAGAGACUGAAUGUGGAUGAAAAGAGAGAUCGUGUGUCAGUGGUUCAGUACAGCAGAGAUCCUGCUGUCCAGUUCUACCUGAACACUUACUCAACUAAAGGAGAAAUCCUUGACACAAUCAGAGGUUUGAGGCACAAAGGUGGAAGACCCCUCAACACUGGUGCAGCACUCCAGUACUUGAGGGAUAACGUCUUCACGGCCUCUGCUGGAAGCAGGCGCCAAGAAGGAGUGCCACAACUGUUGAUAUUGUUAAGCGGCGGCAGGUCUUUUGACAGCGUUGAUGCCCCGGCCUCUGCUCUCAAACAAAUGGGUGUCUUGACAUUUGCAAUUGGAACCAGAAACACAGACCCGAGAGAAAUGCAAAAGAUUUCACAUGAGCCGAGUUAUGCUCUCUCCGUGUCUGACUUCAAUGACCUCCCCAAUGUCCAGCAACAACUUCAGUCUUCUGUUGAGACUGUGAUUGUUGAGGCAGCCCCUGAAUCACCAACUGCACCCGUUGACAGUGCCAACAGGGAUAUAGUUUUCCUUCUGGAUGAUUCUGAUGCAACAAGAAAUGGCUUCCCUGCCAUGCGUGAUUUUGUGGAAAGAGUGGUGCAAACUCUUAAUGUAGGAGAAAACACUGACCGUGUGUCUGUGGUCCAGUACAGCAGAGAUGCAGAGGUCAUUUUCUAUCUGAACACACAUGACACCAGAGAUGAUGUUUUGGAUUCAGUCAGAGGGCUGAGACACAGAGGAGGCAGACCCCUCAACACCGGGGCGGCCCUCCAAUACGUCAGGGACAAUGUCUUCACAAACUCUGCUGGGAGUAGGAGUCUGCAAGGUGUUCCACAGAUGUUGAUCCUUCUAAAUGGUGGAAGGUCUUCGGACGAUGCCGAAACACCGGCCACUGCUCUCAGAGACAAGGGCAUCAUUGUGCUUGGCAUUGGAGCAGGGAGGGCUGCUGGGGCAGAGAUGAAAAACAUAGCAUAUAACACCAGUUAUGCUGUGUCUGUGUCUGACUUCUCUGACCUCCCCAAUGUCCAAGAGCAGCUCUCUUCUGUAAUGGGCACAACAGUAGUGCAGGUCACGCCUAUCACACCAAAUGUAACCGUGGUGAGACAGCAAGCUGGAAGAGAUGUUGUUUUCUUGUUGGAUGGAUCUGAUGGUACUAGGAAUGAAUUCCCAGCCAUGCAAAACUUUGUCCAGAGAAUGGUAGAGAGACUGAAUGUGGAUGAAAAGAGAGAUCGUGUGUCAGUGGUUCAGUACAGCAGAGAUCCUGCUGUCCAGUUCUACCUGAACACUUACUCAACUAAAGGAGAAAUCCUUGACACAAUCAGAGGUUUGAGGCACAAAGGUGGAAGACCCCUCAACACUGGUGCAGCACUCCAGUACUUGAGGGAUAACGUCUUCACGGCCUCUGCUGGAAGCAGGCGCCAAGAAGGAGUGCCACAACUGUUGAUAUUGUUAAGCGGCGGCAGGUCUUUUGACAGCGUUGAUGCCCCGGCCUCUGCUCUCAAACAAAUGGGUGUCUUGACAUUUGCAAUUGGAACCAGAAACACAGACCCGAGAGAAAUGCAAAAGAUUUCACAUGAGCCGAGUUAUGCUCUCUCCGUGUCUGACUUCAAUGACCUCCCCAAUGUCCAGCAACAACUUCAGUCUUCUGUUGAGACUGUGAUUGUUGAGGCAGCCCCUGAAUCACCAACUGCACCCGUUGACAGUGCCAACAGGGAUAUAGUUUUCCUUCUGGAUGAUUCUGAUGCAACAAGAAAUGGCUUCCCUGCCAUGCGUGAUUUUGUGGAAAGAGUGGUGCAAACUCUUAAUGUAGGAGAAAACACUGACCGUGUGUCUGUGGUCCAGUACAGCAGAGAUGCAGAGGUCAUUUUCUAUCUGAACACACAUGACACCAGAGAUGAUGUUUUGGAUUCAGUCAGAGGGCUGAGACACAGAGGAGGCAGACCCCUCAACACCGGGGCGGCCCUCCAAUACGUCAGGGACAAUGUCUUCACAAACUCUGCUGGGAGUAGGAGUCUGCAAGGUGUUCCACAGAUGUUGAUCCUUCUAAAUGGUGGAAGGUCUUCGGACGAUGCCGAAACACCGGCCACUGCUCUCAGAGACAAGGGCAUCAUUGUGCUUGGCAUUGGAGCAGGGAGGGCUGCUGGGGCAGAGAUGAAAAACAUAGCAUAUAACACCAGUUAUGCUGUGUCUGUGUCUGACUUCUCUGACCUCCCCAAUGUCCAAGAGCAGCUCUCUUCUGUAAUGGGCACAACAGUAGUGCAGGUCACGCCUAUCACACCAAAUGUAACCGUGGUGAGACAGCAAGCUGGAAGAGAUGUUGUUUUCUUGUUGGAUGGAUCUGAUGGUACUAGGAAUGAAUUCCCAGCCAUGCAAAACUUUGUCCAGAGAAUGGUAGAGAGACUGAAUGUGGAUGAAAAGAGAGAUCGUGUGUCAGUGGUUCAGUACAGCAGAGAUCCUGCUGUCCAGUUCUACCUGAACACUUACUCAACUAAAGGAGAAAUCCUUGACACAAUCAGAGGUUUGAGGCACAAAGGUGGAAGACCCCUCAACACUGGUGCAGCACUCCAGUACUUGAGGGAUAACGUCUUCACGGCCUCUGCUGGAAGCAGGCGCCAAGAAGGAGUGCCACAACUGUUGAUAUUGUUAAGCGGCGGCAGGUCUUUUGACAGCGUUGAUGCCCCGGCCUCUGCUCUCAAACAAAUGGGUGUCUUGACAUUUGCAAUUGGAACCAGAAACACAGACCCGAGAGAAAUGCAAAAGAUUUCACAUGAGCCGAGUUAUGCUCUCUCCGUGUCUGACUUCAAUGACCUCCCCAAUGUCCAGCAACAACUUCAGUCUUCUGUUGAGACUGUGAUUGUUGAGGCAGCCCCUGAAUCACCAACUGCACCCGUUGACAGUGCCAACAGGGAUAUAGUUUUCCUUCUGGAUGAUUCUGAUGCAACAAGAAAUGGCUUCCCUGCCAUGCGUGAUUUUGUGGAAAGAGUGGUGCAAACUCUUAAUGUAGGAGAAAACACUGACCGUGUGUCUGUGGUCCAGUACAGCAGAGAUGCAGAGGUCAUUUUCUAUCUGAACACACAUGACACCAGAGAUGAUGUUUUGGAUUCAGUCAGAGGGCUGAGACACAGAGGAGGCAGACCCCUCAACACCGGGGCGGCCCUCCAAUACGUCAGGGACAAUGUCUUCACAAACUCUGCUGGGAGUAGGAGUCUGCAAGGUGUUCCACAGAUGUUGAUCCUUCUAAAUGGUGGAAGGUCUUCGGACGAUGCCGAAACACCGGCCACUGCUCUCAGAGACAAGGGCAUCAUUGUGCUUGGCAUUGGAGCAGGGAGGGCUGCUGGGGCAGAGAUGAAAAACAUAGCAUAUAACACCAGUUAUGCUGUGUCUGUGUCUGACUUCUCUGACCUCCCCAAUGUCCAAGAGCAGCUCUCUUCUGUAAUGGGCACAACAGUAGUGCAGGUCACGCCUAUCACACCAAAUGUAACCGUGGUGAGACAGCAAGCUGGAAGAGAUGUUGUUUUCUUGUUGGAUGGAUCUGAUGGUACUAGGAAUGAAUUCCCAGCCAUGCAAAACUUUGUCCAGAGAAUGGUAGAGAGACUGAAUGUGGAUGAAAAGAGAGAUCGUGUGUCAGUGGUUCAGUACAGCAGAGAUCCUGCUGUCCAGUUCUACCUGAACACUUACUCAACUAAAGGAGAAAUCCUUGACACAAUCAGAGGUUUGAGGCACAAAGGUGGAAGACCCCUCAACACUGGUGCAGCACUCCAGUACUUGAGGGAUAACGUCUUCACGGCCUCUGCUGGAAGCAGGCGCCAAGAAGGAGUGCCACAACUGUUGAUAUUGUUAAGCGGCGGCAGGUCUUUUGACAGCGUUGAUGCCCCGGCCUCUGCUCUCAAACAAAUGGGUGUCUUGACAUUUGCAAUUGGAACCAGAAACACAGACCCGAGAGAAAUGCAAAAGAUUUCACAUGAGCCGAGUUAUGCUCUCUCCGUGUCUGACUUCAAUGACCUCCCCAAUGUCCAGCAACAACUUCAGUCUUCUGUUGAGACUGUGAUUGUUGAGGCAGCCCCUGAAUCACCAACUGCACCCGUUGACAGUGCCAACAGGGAUAUAGUUUUCCUUCUGGAUGAUUCUGAUGCAACAAGAAAUGGCUUCCCUGCCAUGCGUGAUUUUGUGGAAAGAGUGGUGCAAACUCUUAAUGUAGGAGAAAACACUGACCGUGUGUCUGUGGUCCAGUACAGCAGAGAUGCAGAGGUCAUUUUCUAUCUGAACACACAUGACACCAGAGAUGAUGUUUUGGAUUCAGUCAGAGGGCUGAGACACAGAGGAGGCAGACCCCUCAACACCGGGGCGGCCCUCCAAUACGUCAGGGACAAUGUCUUCACAAACUCUGCUGGGAGUAGGAGUCUGCAAGGUGUUCCACAGAUGUUGAUCCUUCUAAAUGGUGGAAGGUCUUCGGACGAUGCCGAAACACCGGCCACUGCUCUCAGAGACAAGGGCAUCAUUGUGCUUGGCAUUGGAGCAGGGAGGGCUGCUGGGGCAGAGAUGAAAAACAUAGCAUAUAACACCAGUUAUGCUGUGUCUGUGUCUGACUUCUCUGACCUCCCCAAUGUCCAAGAGCAGCUCUCUUCUGUAAUGGGCACAACAGUAGUGCAGGUCACGCCUAUCACACCAAAUGUAACCGUGGUGAGACAGCAAGCUGGAAGAGAUGUUGUUUUCUUGUUGGAUGGAUCUGAUGGUACUAGGAAUGAAUUCCCAGCCAUGCAAAACUUUGUCCAGAGAAUGGUAGAGAGACUGAAUGUGGAUGAAAAGAGAGAUCGUGUGUCAGUGGUUCAGUACAGCAGAGAUCCUGCUGUCCAGUUCUACCUGAACACUUACUCAACUAAAGGAGAAAUCCUUGACACAAUCAGAGGUUUGAGGCACAAAGGUGGAAGACCCCUCAACACUGGUGCAGCACUCCAGUACUUGAGGGAUAACGUCUUCACGGCCUCUGCUGGAAGCAGGCGCCAAGAAGGAGUGCCACAACUGUUGAUAUUGUUAAGCGGCGGCAGGUCUUUUGACAGCGUUGAUGCCCCGGCCUCUGCUCUCAAACAAAUGGGUGUCUUGACAUUUGCAAUUGGAACCAGAAACACAGACCCGAGAGAAAUGCAAAAGAUUUCACAUGAGCCGAGUUAUGCUCUCUCCGUGUCUGACUUCAAUGACCUCCCCAAUGUCCAGCAACAACUUCAGUCUUCUGUUGAGACUGUGAUUGUUGAGGCAGCCCCUGAAUCACCAACUGCACCCGUUGACAGUGCCAACAGGGAUAUAGUUUUCCUUCUGGAUGAUUCUGAUGCAACAAGAAAUGGCUUCCCUGCCAUGCGUGAUUUUGUGGAAAGAGUGGUGCAAACUCUUAAUGUAGGAGAAAACACUGACCGUGUGUCUGUGGUCCAGUACAGCAGAGAUGCAGAGGUCAUUUUCUAUCUGAACACACAUGACACCAGAGAUGAUGUUUUGGAUUCAGUCAGAGGGCUGAGACACAGAGGAGGCAGACCCCUCAACACCGGGGCGGCCCUCCAAUACGUCAGGGACAAUGUCUUCACAAACUCUGCUGGGAGUAGGAGUCUGCAAGGUGUUCCACAGAUGUUGAUCCUUCUAAAUGGUGGAAGGUCUUCGGACGAUGCCGAAACACCGGCCACUGCUCUCAGAGACAAGGGCAUCAUUGUGCUUGGCAUUGGAGCAGGGAGGGCUGCUGGGGCAGAGAUGAAAAACAUAGCAUAUAACACCAGUUAUGCUGUGUCUGUGUCUGACUUCUCUGACCUCCCCAAUGUCCAAGAGCAGCUCUCUUCUGUAAUGGGCACAACAGUAGUGCAGGUCACGCCUAUCACACCAAAUGUAACCGUGGUGAGACAGCAAGCUGGAAGAGAUGUUGUUUUCUUGUUGGAUGGAUCUGAUGGUACUAGGAAUGAAUUCCCAGCCAUGCAAAACUUUGUCCAGAGAAUGGUAGAGAGACUGAAUGUGGAUGAAAAGAGAGAUCGUGUGUCAGUGGUUCAGUACAGCAGAGAUCCUGCUGUCCAGUUCUACCUGAACACUUACUCAACUAAAGGAGAAAUCCUUGACACAAUCAGAGGUUUGAGGCACAAAGGUGGAAGACCCCUCAACACUGGUGCAGCACUCCAGUACUUGAGGGAUAACGUCUUCACGGCCUCUGCUGGAAGCAGGCGCCAAGAAGGAGUGCCACAACUGUUGAUAUUGUUAAGCGGCGGCAGGUCUUUUGACAGCGUUGAUGCCCCGGCCUCUGCUCUCAAACAAAUGGGUGUCUUGACAUUUGCAAUUGGAACCAGAAACACAGACCCGAGAGAAAUGCAAAAGAUUUCACAUGAGCCGAGUUAUGCUCUCUCCGUGUCUGACUUCAAUGACCUCCCCAAUGUCCAGCAACAACUUCAGUCUUCUGUUGAGACUGUGAUUGUUGAGGCAGCCCCUGAAUCACCAACUGCACCCGUUGACAGUGCCAACAGGGAUAUAGUUUUCCUUCUGGAUGAUUCUGAUGCAACAAGAAAUGGCUUCCCUGCCAUGCGUGAUUUUGUGGAAAGAGUGGUGCAAACUCUUAAUGUAGGAGAAAACACUGACCGUGUGUCUGUGGUCCAGUACAGCAGAGAUGCAGAGGUCAUUUUCUAUCUGAACACACAUGACACCAGAGAUGAUGUUUUGGAUUCAGUCAGAGGGCUGAGACACAGAGGAGGCAGACCCCUCAACACCGGGGCGGCCCUCCAAUACGUCAGGGACAAUGUCUUCACAAACUCUGCUGGGAGUAGGAGUCUGCAAGGUGUUCCACAGAUGUUGAUCCUUCUAAAUGGUGGAAGGUCUUCGGACGAUGCCGAAACACCGGCCACUGCUCUCAGAGACAAGGGCAUCAUUGUGCUUGGCAUUGGAGCAGGGAGGGCUGCUGGGGCAGAGAUGAAAAACAUAGCAUAUAACACCAGUUAUGCUGUGUCUGUGUCUGACUUCUCUGACCUCCCCAAUGUCCAAGAGCAGCUCUCUUCUGUAAUGGGCACAACAGUAGUGCAGGUCACGCCUAUCACACCAAAUGUAACCGUGGUGAGACAGCAAGCUGGAAGAGAUGUUGUUUUCUUGUUGGAUGGAUCUGAUGGUACUAGGAAUGAAUUCCCAGCCAUGCAAAACUUUGUCCAGAGAAUGGUAGAGAGACUGAAUGUGGAUGAAAAGAGAGAUCGUGUGUCAGUUGCUCAGUACAGCAGAGAUCCUGCUGUCCAGUUCUACCUGAACACUUACUCAACUAAAGGAGAAAUCCUUGACACAAUCAGAGGUUUGAGGCACAAAGGUGGAAGACCCCUCAACACUGGUGCAGCACUCCAGUACUUGAGGGAUAACGUCUUCACGGCCUCUGCUGGAAGCAGGCGCCAAGAAGGAGUGCCACAACUGUUGAUAUUGUUAAGCGGCGGCAGGUCUUUUGACAGCGUUGAUGCCCCGGCCUCUGCUCUCAAACAAAUGGGUGUCUUGACAUUUGCAAUUGGAACCAGAAACACAGACCCGAGAGAAAUGCAAAAGAUUUCACAUGAGCCGAGUUAUGCUCUCUCCGUGUCUGACUUCAAUGACCUCCCCAAUGUCCAGCAACAACUUCAGUCUUCUGUUGAGACUGUGAUUGUUGAGGCAGCCCCUGAAUCACCAACUGCACCCGUUGACAGUGCCAACAGGGAUAUAGUUUUCCUUCUGGAUGAUUCUGAUGCAACAAGAAAUGGCUUCCCUGCCAUGCGUGAUUUUGUGGAAAGAGUGGUGCAAACUCUUAAUGUAGGAGAAAACACUGACCGUGUGUCUGUGGUCCAGUACAGCAGAGAUGCAGAGGUCAUUUUCUAUCUGAACACACAUGACACCAGAGAUGAUGUUUUGGAUUCAGUCAGAGGGCUGAGACACAGAGGAGGCAGACCCCUCAACACCGGGGCGGCCCUCCAAUACGUCAGGGACAAUGUCUUCACAAACUCUGCUGGGAGUAGGAGUCUGCAAGGUGUUCCACAGAUGUUGAUCCUUCUAAAUGGUGGAAGGUCUUCGGACGAUGCCGAAACACCGGCCACUGCUCUCAGAGACAAGGGCAUCAUUGUGCUUGGCAUUGGAGCAGGGAGGGCUGCUGGGGCAGAGAUGAAAAACAUAGCAUAUAACACCAGUUAUGCUGUGUCUGUGUCUGACUUCUCUGACCUCCCCAAUGUCCAAGAGCAGCUCUCUUCUGUAAUGGGCACAACAGUAGUGCAGGUCACGCCUAUCACACCAAAUGUAACCGUGGUGAGACAGCAAGCUGGAAGAGAUGUUGUUUUCUUGUUGGAUGGAUCUGAUGGUACUAGGAAUGAAUUCCCAGCCAUGCAAAACUUUGUCCAGAGAAUGGUAGAGAGACUGAAUGUGGAUGAAAAGAGAGAUCGUGUGUCAGUGGUUCAGUACAGCAGAGAUCCUGCUGUCCAGUUCUACCUGAACACUUACUCAACUAAAGGAGAAAUCCUUGACACAAUCAGAGGUUUGAGGCACAAAGGUGGAAGACCCCUCAACACUGGUGCAGCACUCCAGUACUUGAGGGAUAACGUCUUCACGGCCUCUGCUGGAAGCAGGCGCCAAGAAGGAGUGCCACAACUGUUGAUAUUGUUAAGCGGCGGCAGGUCUUUUGACAGCGUUGAUGCCCCGGCCUCUGCUCUCAAACAAAUGGGUGUCUUGACAUUUGCAAUUGGAACCAGAAACACAGACCCGAGAGAAAUGCAAAAGAUUUCACAUGAGCCGAGUUAUGCUCUCUCCGUGUCUGACUUCAAUGACCUCCCCAAUGUCCAGCAACAACUUCAGUCUUCUGUUGAGACUGUGAUUGUUGAGGCAGCCCCUGAAUCACCAACUGCACCCGUUGACAGUGCCAACAGGGAUAUAGUUUUCCUUCUGGAUGAUUCUGAUGCAACAAGAAAUGGCUUCCCUGCCAUGCGUGAUUUUGUGGAAAGAGUGGUGCAAACUCUUAAUGUAGGAGAAAACACUGACCGUGUGUCUGUGGUCCAGUACAGCAGAGAUGCAGAGGUCAUUUUCUAUCUGAACACACAUGACACCAGAGAUGAUGUUUUGGAUUCAGUCAGAGGGCUGAGACACAGAGGAGGCAGACCCCUCAACACCGGGGCGGCCCUCCAAUACGUCAGGGACAAUGUCUUCACAAACUCUGCUGGGAGUAGGAGUCUGCAAGGUGUUCCACAGAUGUUGAUCCUUCUAAAUGGUGGAAGGUCUUCGGACGAUGCCGAAACACCGGCCACUGCUCUCAGAGACAAGGGCAUCAUUGUGCUUGGCAUUGGAGCAGGGAGGGCUGCUGGGGCAGAGAUGAAAAACAUAGCAUAUAACACCAGUUAUGCUGUGUCUGUGUCUGACUUCUCUGACCUCCCCAAUGUCCAAGAGCAGCUCUCUUCUGUAAUGGGCACAACAGUAGUGCAGGUCACGCCUAUCACACCAAAUGUAACCGUGGUGAGACAGCAAGCUGGAAGAGAUGUUGUUUUCUUGUUGGAUGGAUCUGAUGGUACUAGGAAUGAAUUCCCAGCCAUGCAAAACUUUGUCCAGAGAAUGGUAGAGAGACUGAAUGUGGAUGAAAAGAGAGAUCGUGUGUCAGUGGUUCAGUACAGCAGAGAUCCUGCUGUCCAGUUCUACCUGAACACUUACUCAACUAAAGGAGAAAUCCUUGACACAAUCAGAGGUUUGAGGCACAAAGGUGGAAGACCCCUCAACACUGGUGCAGCACUCCAGUACUUGAGGGAUAACGUCUUCACGGCCUCUGCUGGAAGCAGGCGCCAAGAAGGAGUGCCACAACUGUUGAUAUUGUUAAGCGGCGGCAGGUCUUUUGACAGCGUUGAUGCCCCGGCCUCUGCUCUCAAACAAAUGGGUGUCUUGACAUUUGCAAUUGGAACCAGAAACACAGACCCGAGAGAAAUGCAAAAGAUUUCACAUGAGCCGAGUUAUGCUCUCUCCGUGUCUGACUUCAAUGACCUCCCCAAUGUCCAGCAACAACUUCAGUCUUCUGUUGAGACUGUGAUUGUUGAGGCAGCCCCUGAAUCACCAACUGCACCCGUUGACAGUGCCAACAGGGAUAUAGUUUUCCUUCUGGAUGAUUCUGAUGCAACAAGAAAUGGCUUCCCUGCCAUGCGUGAUUUUGUGGAAAGAGUGGUGCAAACUCUUAAUGUAGGAGAAAACACUGACCGUGUGUCUGUGGUCCAGUACAGCAGAGAUGCAGAGGUCAUUUUCUAUCUGAACACACAUGACACCAGAGAUGAUGUUUUGGAUUCAGUCAGAGGGCUGAGACACAGAGGAGGCAGACCCCUCAACACCGGGGCGGCCCUCCAAUACGUCAGGGACAAUGUCUUCACAAACUCUGCUGGGAGUAGGAGUCUGCAAGGUGUUCCACAGAUGUUGAUCCUUCUAAAUGGUGGAAGGUCUUCGGACGAUGCCGAAACACCGGCCACUGCUCUCAGAGACAAGGGCAUCAUUGUGCUUGGCAUUGGAGCAGGGAGGGCUGCUGGGGCAGAGAUGAAAAACAUAGCAUAUAACACCAGUUAUGCUGUGUCUGUGUCUGACUUCUCUGACCUCCCCAAUGUCCAAGAGCAGCUCUCUUCUGUAAUGGGCACAACAGUAGUGCAGGUCACGCCUAUCACACCAAAUGUAACCGUGGUGAGACAGCAAGCUGGAAGAGAUGUUGUUUUCUUGUUGGAUGGAUCUGAUGGUACUAGGAAUGAAUUCCCAGCCAUGCAAAACUUUGUCCAGAGAAUGGUAGAGAGACUGAAUGUGGAUGAAAAGAGAGAUCGUGUGUCAGUUGCUCAGUACAGCAGAGAUCCUGCUGUCCAGUUCUACCUGAACACUUACUCAACUAAAGGAGAAAUCCUUGACACAAUCAGAGGUUUGAGGCACAAAGGUGGAAGACCCCUCAACACUGGUGCAGCACUCCAGUACUUGAGGGAUAACGUCUUCACGGCCUCUGCUGGAAGCAGGCGCCAAGAAGGAGUGCCACAACUGUUGAUAUUGUUAAGCGGCGGCAGGUCUUUUGACAGCGUUGAUGCCCCGGCCUCUGCUCUCAAACAAAUGGGUGUCUUGACAUUUGCAAUUGGAACCAGAAACACAGACCCGAGAGAAAUGCAAAAGAUUUCACAUGAGCCGAGUUAUGCUCUCUCCGUGUCUGACUUCAAUGACCUCCCCAAUGUCCAGCAACAACUUCAGUCUUCUGUUGAGACUGUGAUUGUUGAGGCAGCCCCUGAAUCACCAACUGCACCCGUUGACAGUGCCAACAGGGAUAUAGUUUUCCUUCUGGAUGAUUCUGAUGCAACAAGAAAUGGCUUCCCUGCCAUGCGUGAUUUUGUGGAAAGAGUGGUGCAAACUCUUAAUGUAGGAGAAAACACUGACCGUGUGUCUGUGGUCCAGUACAGCAGAGAUGCAGAGGUCAUUUUCUAUCUGAACACACAUGACACCAGAGAUGAUGUUUUGGAUUCAGUCAGAGGGCUGAGACACAGAGGAGGCAGACCCCUCAACACCGGGGCGGCCCUCCAAUACGUCAGGGACAAUGUCUUCACAAACUCUGCUGGGAGUAGGAGUCUGCAAGGUGUUCCACAGAUGUUGAUCCUUCUAAAUGGUGGAAGGUCUUCGGACGAUGCCGAAACACCGGCCACUGCUCUCAGAGACAAGGGCAUCAUUGUGCUUGGCAUUGGAGCAGGGAGGGCUGCUGGGGCAGAGAUGAAAAACAUAGCAUAUAACACCAGUUAUGCUGUGUCUGUGUCUGACUUCUCUGACCUCCCCAAUGUCCAAGAGCAGCUCUCUUCUGUAAUGGGCACAACAGUAGUGCAGGUCACGCCUAUCACACCAAAUGUAACCGUGGUGAGACAGCAAGCUGGAAGAGAUGUUGUUUUCUUGUUGGAUGGAUCUGAUGGUACUAGGAAUGAAUUCCCAGCCAUGCAAAACUUUGUCCAGAGAAUGGUAGAGAGACUGAAUGUGGAUGAAAAGAGAGAUCGUGUGUCAGUUGCUCAGUACAGCAGAGAUCCUGCUGUCCAGUUCUACCUGAACACUUACUCAACUAAAGGAGAAAUCCUUGACACAAUCAGAGGUUUGAGGCACAAAGGUGGAAGACCCCUCAACACUGGUGCAGCACUCCAGUACUUGAGGGAUAACGUCUUCACGGCCUCUGCUGGAAGCAGGCGCCAAGAAGGAGUGCCACAACUGUUGAUAUUGUUAAGCGGCGGCAGGUCUUUUGACAGCGUUGAUGCCCCGGCCUCUGCUCUCAAACAAAUGGGUGUCUUGACAUUUGCAAUUGGAACCAGAAACACAGACCCGAGAGAAAUGCAAAAGAUUUCACAUGAGCCGAGUUAUGCUCUCUCCGUGUCUGACUUCAAUGACCUCCCCAAUGUCCAGCAACAACUUCAGUCUUCUGUUGAGACUGUGAUUGUUGAGGCAGCCCCUGAAUCACCAACUGCACCCGUUGACAGUGCCAACAGGGAUAUAGUUUUCCUUCUGGAUGAUUCUGAUGCAACAAGAAAUGGCUUCCCUGCCAUGCGUGAUUUUGUGGAAAGAGUGGUGCAAACUCUUAAUGUAGGAGAAAACACUGACCGUGUGUCUGUGGUCCAGUACAGCAGAGAUGCAGAAGUCAUUUUCUAUCUGAACACACAUGACACCAGAGAUGAUGUUUUGGAUUCAGUCAGAGGGCUGAGACACAGAGGAGGCAGACCCCUCAACACCGGGGCGGCCCUCCAAUACGUCAGGGACAAUGUCUUCACAAACUCUGCUGGGAGUAGGAGUCUGCAAGGUGUUCCACAGAUGUUGAUCCUUCUAAAUGGUGGAAGGUCUUCGGACGAUGCCGAAACAACGGCCACUGCUCUCAGAGACAAGGGCAUCAUUGUGCUUGGCAUUGGAGCAGGGAGGGCUGCUGGGGCAGAGAUGAAAAACAUAGCAUAUAACACCAGUUAUGCUGUGUCUGUGUCUGACUUCUCUGACCUCCCCAAUGUCCAAGAGCAGCUCUCUUCUGUAAUGGGCACAACAGUAGUGCAGGUCACGCCUAUCACACCAAAUGUAACCGUGGUGAGACAGCAAGCUGGAAGAGAUGUUGUUUUCUUGUUGGAUGGAUCUGAUGGUACUAGGAAUGAAUUCCCAGCCAUGCAAAACUUUGUCCAGAGAAUGGUAGAGAGACUGAAUGUGGAUGAAAAGAGAGAUCGUGUGUCAGUGGUUCAGUACAGCAGAGAUCCUGCUGUCCAGUUCUACCUGAACACUUACUCAACUAAAGGAGAAAUCCUUGACACAAUCAGAGGUUUGAGGCACAAAGGUGGAAGACCCCUCAACACUGGUGCAGCACUCCAGUACUUGAGGGAUAACAUCUUCACGGCCUCUGCUGGAAGCAGGCGCCAAGAAGGAGUGCCACAACUGUUGAUAUUGUUAAGCGGCGGCAGGUCUUUUGACAGCGUUGAUGCCCCGGCCUCUGCUCUCAAACAAAUGGGUGUCUUGACAUUUGCAAUUGGAACCAGAAACACAGACCCGAGAGAAAUGCAAAAGAUUUCACAUGAGCCGAAUGCAUCUUUGCUACUUUCUAGAUUCAAUGACCUUCCAAAUAUCCUGCAGCAACUUCAGUCCUCUGUUGAGACUGUGAUUGUUGACAGUUCCCCUGACAUUACCUCUCAUAUUGCUGAAACACAAGGUCCCAAGAAGGAUAUCAUUUUCCUUGUUGAUGGGUCCGAUGGCGUUGGGCGGGAAUUCCCAAUCCUCCAAGAGUUCAUGAGAAGGGUUGUGGAGACCCUGAAUGUUGGAGAGAACAAAAUCCGUAUCGGUGUGGUCCAGUAUGCUGACUCUCCCCAAGCUGAUAUGUAUCUCAACUCCCAUUCCACCAAAGAUGCUGUCCUUAAUGCUAUUAGUGGACUACGCAGACGUGGUGGAAGACAACGCAACCUGGGCCAAGCUCUGGAGUUUCUCAACAGUGACAUGAUAACAGCAGCCCGUGGAAGCAGGAGGCAAGAAGGUGUACCACAGUUCGUUAUUGCAGUCUCUAGUGGUCCUGCUACAGAUAACAUCCAGCGGGCCGCGUCUACUCUGAAGCGAUCCAGAGUACUACCUUUCAGCAUUGGAACCAGAGAUGUCAACCCAACUGAGCUUCAGAUUGUGUCCUAUGUGCCCAACUUUGCAUAUACUGUGGAUGAUCUUCCUGGCUUGUACACAGUCCAAGAAACUCUAAUCAACACUUUGACAGAGAUGUCAGAUGAUGAUAUCGCAAGGCUGGCCCCAGUAUUUCCUGAAUAUGAAGUAGUAGUUACACCAGCGCCAUCCGGAGACGUCAAAAGAGAUGUUGUUUUCCUCAUUGACGGAACAACAGCAGUGCGCAGUGAGUUCCCUGCCAUUCGAGAGAUGAUCCGAAGAGUUGUGGAUAAGCUAGAUGUGGGACUCGAUGCUGUUAGAAUCUCUGUGGUACAAUACAGUGAAGAUCCAAAAGUGGAAUUUCUCCUGAAUGAACACUCUACUGCACAAGAGGUCCGCAAUGCCGUGCAGAGGCUAAGGAGCCGAGGUGGCAGUGUCCUCAACACAGGUCGGGCUCUUGAAUUUGUUGGAAGAAACAUCUACCAGAGAUCAGCAGGAAGCCGCAUUGAGGAGGGUGUUCCACAGUUUCUCAUUUUGGUCACUGGAGGAAAGUCUUCUGAUGAUGUGUCCUCCGCGGCAGAUCAGCUGAAGAGGAACCAGAUUGCUCCUCUCGCUGUUGGUUCCAGAAACGCUGAUGCUGACGAACUGAGACAAAUUUCUCUGAAACCUGAAUUUGUCCAUAAAGUUGACUCUUUCAAUCAACUUCCAUCAAUUGAGAAUAGGCUGCUAGAUUCAGUCACAACUACAUCCACCACAGAUAUUAUCAGUUCUUAUGUCCCUGCACCUCAACCUCCUGUGCUGACUGAAAUUGUCAAUCUUGGAAGAAAGGAUGUGAUCUUCCUUAUUGAUGGUUCAGACAAUACUGGAGCCUCAGGCAUUGCUCACAUUCGUGACUUCAUCGUCAACAUUGUGCAGCAGCUGGACGUGCAGCCAGACCAAGUGCGUGUGGGAAUAGUUCAGUAUUCCGAUAGAGUCAAGACCGAAUUCUCUCUGAACUCUCACAACAACAAAGCAGCUGUUUUAUCUGCCGUGAAAAGGCUCAGGCAAAUGGGUGGCCGCUCCUCAGACCUUGCCGAUGCAAUCAACUAUGUCAUACAAAAUGAGCUUAAACCAUCAGCCGGUGUUCGCCCGAUUGAGGCUUCACAACAUCUUGUGGUCUUGACUGGUGGACGAUCGCCCCAAGAUGUGGCUAUUUUUGGUCCACUGCUAAAGAGCUCCAGGGUGAACUGCAUUGGUGUUGGUGCAUCUGGUGCCGACAAAAGGCAGCUAGCACAAAUCGCCACCAGCUCUGAAGAUGUCCUUCAUGUGCCAACGUUUCCAUCCCUGCCGGUACUCAAAGACACGCUCAUCACCAGACUAAGUGGAAGAAUUGAAGAAAUCCCCACUGUGACUGAAGGUGGCCUUGGUGUAAAAAAGGCAGACAUUGUGUUUUUGGUAGACGGCUCCAUAAACCUGGGCAAGGAAAACUUCGGCGAGGUCAUGAACUUUGUGAUCAAUCUAAUUGACCUGUUUUACAAUGAUAGAGACGAGCUGAGAUUUGCCCUUGCGCAUUACGCCACAGAUGUCACAGAUGCCUUCUUCCUAAAUUCUUACAACAACAAGGACGAUAUUAUUAGUGCGAUUGGGAGGGCUGAGUACAAAGGAGGACGCAGAAUCAACACUGGUGCUGCAAUCAAACAUGUCCAAGAAAAGCAUUUUAUUAAAGAAAAAGGGAGCAGAAAAGACGAAGGCACUCCUCAAAUCCUUAUGCUUAUUACUGGUGGUCGAUCAGCUGACGAUAGCAAAUCAGCAGCGCUUGCACUGAAGAAAACAGGAACCAGGAUCUUUACAGUUGGAGUUGGAGACAUUUUGGAUGAGUUGGAAAACCUAGCUAGCGAGACAUCCACCGUAGCCAGAGCAGGGACCUAUCUGGAGCUGUCCGAGCUAAAUGAACAGAUCCUGGAAGCGCUUGAUGAUGAAGUGAAAGGGAAGCUUGUGUGUGUUACAUCUGAAACCACUGCCAAAUCUUGCAACAUUGAAGUCCUGCUUGGUUUUGACGUGAAUGCCCCAAACAUCUUCAGUGCUCAGACCAACCUCCAGAGCAAAAUGGGAGCCAUUUUACAGAGGAUUUCUAAGAUGGCGUCGAUCAGUUGCUCUUCUGGGCAGGUUCCUUCUAUUCAGAUGGGGAUGUUGGCCAUGGGCCCUGGUGGCGCUGUUCAAUUGGAUUUCACUGAAAAUGCAGACGAGCUGUUUGAGGGAUUCAGAGGACUGCGCACACGAGGCCCCUUUGUUCUCAAUGGAGACACUAUUUCGGCCUAUAAUACACGGUUCAAAAACAGGCAGGAUAAUGUUGUGAAGGUUGUGAUUCAUCUGACUGAUGGAGUGGAUGCACCAUACGCUGAAAUGAAGAGAAGAGCUGAUGAAUUGCAGAAGUCAGGAGUGAGCAGCUUCAUCCUGGUUGGACUUGAGCGAGUGCCCAAGUUUGAAGAGGCUUUGCUGCUUGAAUUUGGCAGAGGUUUUAGAUACACUCGACCUCUGCGCGUCAACAUCAUGGACUUGGACUAUGAGCUGUUGGAAGAACUUGACAGUAUUGCAGAGAGGGAGUGCUGUGGGGUCCCCUGCAAGUGUACAGGAACCAGGGGAGACAGAGGGGCAGUCGGAUUUGGUGGACAGAAGGGAGAUCCAGGUCUUCCAGGAAGCCAAGGACAUCCCGGAGAUGAGGGUGGACCUGGAGAGAGAGGUCCUCCUGGUGUGAAUGGUACUCAGGGUUUCCAGGGUUGUCCCGGACCAAGAGGAACCAAGGGUGGACGUGGCUAUUCAGGAGAGAAGGGUGAAAAUGGAGAGCUUGGUCUUGACGGCAUCAACGGAGAAGACGGUAAAAGUGGAGUUCCUGGAUCAGGUGGAGACAGAGGAACAUCAGGCAGAAGAGGACCCAAAGGCGCUAAAGGUCAAGCAGGAGAAAGAGGAGAGAUGGGAAUCAGAGGUGAUCCUGGCCAAAGUGGAAGAGAUAACAACCUACCUGGACCUAAAGGAGAACCUGGUGAUGCUGGUCUGCCGGGAGAGGCAGGUGGUGAUGGAAGAGCAGGCCCACCCGGAGAUCCUGGCAGAAGAGGAUCCAACGGCAGAAGAGGACCACCUGGCCCAUCUGGAACUGUUGGAAAACCCGGUGGCAAUGGUGAGCCUGGAGAGCCCGGUAUCGCAGGAUCUAGAGGUCCACCCGGAACCAUCGGACCACCAGGACCCAAAGGAGAGGAAGGAAACCCCGGACCAAGAGGUCCUGGAGGAAGCCCGGGCACAGUUGGAGCUAAAGGAAGACGGGGAGCUCUCGGUCGCAAGGGAGAGCCAGGAGAUCCAGGACCAAACGGUGUCCAGGGUCCACUGGGUCCAAUGGGAGAACCAGGCGAGGACGGCAGAGACGGGUUUGGAACUCCAGGACCCCCCGGGAGAAAGGGAGACGAGGGAUUCCCAGGAUUACAAGGACCUAAAGGAGCAGCUGGAGAUCCUGGACCCAAGGGUGGACCGGGGAAAAGAGGAAACAGAGGACAGAGGGGCGUCUCUGGAAACAUGGGUCCACCUGGUCAGGGCGGAGAGGUCGGAUAUCCUGGACCUCAUGGUGAGAAAGGUCCCCGAGGUCCUGGGGUUGUGCAAUGUGACCUGGUGAAGCAGAUUAGAGAUAACUGCCCUUGCUGCUAUGGCAAAGAAGAAUGUCCUCUCUACCCAACCGAGCUCGCGUUUGCCAUGGACGUGUCUGAAAACGUGGGUGCAGCUUUUAACACCAUGCGCGAAACCGUUCUGAAUUUGGUCCGCGACAUCACCAUCACCGAGAGCAACUGUCCCCGAGGGGCCCGUGUGGCUUUGGUCAUGUACAACAAUGAGGUUACCACGGAGAUAAGGUUCGCCGAUAACAUGAAGAAACGCGCUCUGCUAAGUCAUAUUGAAGGACUGCAGACGAGGAGGACCGGGAAAGAGAGAAAUCUAGCAACAGCAAUGAGUUUUGUGGCACAGAAUACAUUCAAGAGAGUGAGAAGUGGGUUCCUCAUGAGGAAAGUGGCCGUCUUCUUCGUCGGAGGAUCUGUGUCCAAUACUCAGGCCGUCACCAAAGCAGCUCUCAAACUCCACGAUGUUGGAGUCGCCACUUUGCUGCUGGUGAACAGCGAGAAUAGACAGCUGACCAGAGCAUUACAGGUAAACAACACCGCUCUGGCCCAGGUCAUCGUUCUUCCAGGGAACACAGGAAGUGCUCAGUACAAAAAUGCCCUCCAGAAGAUCAAGAGCUGCCACGUCUGCUAUGAUGCCUGUGCUCCGGACCAGAUCUGUGACUACGUCCCCCCUGAGCUGGGCCGUGACAAGAGAUCCUCCAUCACCGACGCGGACAUCGACUUGGCUUUUGUGAUCGACAGCUCCGAGUCCACUAUCCCUUACGCUUUCACUGAAAUCAAGCACUACAUCGCACACAUCGUGGAGCAACUGGAAAUAUCAUCAGAUCCCACGACCUCCCUCCACCAAGCUCGAGUUUCAGUCAUCCAGCAAUCUCCUUAUAAGUACCUCCAAAACCGCACCGGAUGGCCUAUCCACGUCGAUAUCGGCUUAACGGAGCACCAGUCGUCGCAAAGCGUGGUUAAAUUCUUGCUUGAAAAAACACCUCAGUUAGAAGGAAGUCGAGCACUAGCAGCUGCCAUAGAAACAACAGUAGAGAAUAUUUUUGAAAAAGCGCCUCUGCCACGGGACCGUAAGGUUUUGAUGCUUUUUGUGACCGGAAACGUGGAGAAAGAUGAAGAUGAACUGGUGCGAAUCGCCACAGAGGUGAAGUGUAGCGGGUAUUUCUUGGUGAUAUUCGGAGUUGGAGAUGGAAUAAGAGCCGGAGAUGCCAGAGUCUUGUCCCGAAUGGCGUCUGAACCGUCCGAGGUGUUCUUUAAGAGGAUAAAUACUCUAUCGCAGUUUUACGACAAGCACAUCCUGACGUUCGGACAGCUCAUGCCCAAAUAUGUCACCAUUGAAAAUGCCUUCUACAUGUCUCCUGAAGUCUCCAAACACUGCAAGUGGAUCCAGAAAGAUCAGCCAUACAAAAACCCACCCACAGCAUCACAUCAUGAGAAACAUGAGAAACAUCAUGAAAAACAACAGGAGAGCCAUCAUCAUAAAACGCACAAAGCAGAGUCAGAUGAGCUCCACGUCUUUAACAUCACCUCCAGCAGUCUGAAGCUGCGCUGGAGCAGCCCGGACCCAAAGCACUUUGUUUACUUCGAGGUGGUAGUAACUCGACUGAGCGAUCACGCCUUGGUCCUGAAGACGAACGUGUCCGGCACUGAACUCUCUGUGGACAACCUGCAGAGCGCCCAGUCCUACCACGCGGUAGUAACGGCGCGUAUGGCAGACGGCAACGUCGUAUCCACGCGCAAAGGAAUCAUCACCACCAAAGCAGCAGAGCAUAAAGCAGCCAUCCUCACCAUCACCAACACUGAAACUACAACCACAGCUCCUCUGGACAAACCCGUGACAGUUGUGAAUGCGUUUGCCGAUCCGUGCUUUCUUGACUAUGACCCGGGGGAAUCCUGCAAAGACUAUCAGGCUAAGUGGUUCUUUGACUAUAAGAACAGGAUCUGUACACAGUUCUGGUAUGGAGGGUGCGGAGGGAAUGCAAAUAGAUUCGAGACUGAGGCCCUCUGCUUGAAAAACUGCAUGAAAACAGAGCCUGAGCCAGAACCUCAGAAAGAAGUCAAAGAAGAAAAGCAGGUGGAACAGAAGCAGGUCCUCCCAGAACAAGCGUCUCUUACACCAGUGGACAUCUGCAAACAGCCCAAAGAGGAGGGGACGUGUGCAAAGUUUGUCCUGAAGUGGCACUACGACAGCAGCAGUCGGAGCUGUACGCGCUUCUGGUACGGAGGCUGCGGAGGAAACCAGAAUCGCUUUGACACCUACGCGGAGUGUGUCAAAACAUGUGGCAGACCAGUCCCCAUCCACCAGGAGGCUAUGGCUUCUAUAAGAACAUAAGAGCCGUCAUCACCUCCUAGACGACCAUCUGGACUGACCAUAACUGUAACGAUGCAAUACCAACAUCAAACCAUAGGUGGCUGCACUGGAUUCUUCCACUCAAAACAAACUUUAUCCCCAAAUCCUUGAAGUUUGUACACAAGAAGAAAAAGACACCAACACUUUUUGCUGCAUGUAAGGUUAAACAACUGGUGCUAUGUAGUAUGUUUUACAAAUGAAGUUUUUAAAUGUUUUUUUGAAUUUCCCAUGAUUGUUACGUCAAUGCAGUUUCAUAACUAAGAAAUGUAUAUAGAUAUUGUGGACAAAUUUUACAAUAAACCUUUACGAGUAUAGUGAAAAUAUGUUUAAGAUUCACCUAUUAACUGUGCAAUUUCUUCACUUUUGUCACAACCAAGAGCUUAGUUUACCUGUGUUAAAAGACAAUCAACCAAUGCUUAGGUUCUAGAUAACAAUUUUAAAAAGUUCAAAUUAAGUGCACUUCUGGGUACAAAGCCUCGAAAAUACACAUAGAUUGUAGCUUGAAAUUGAAUGUACUUUGUGGAGCUGUUUCUACUUAUGUUCCAUUUUGGAUUGUGUUUCAUCUGAGCAGAGGGGAAAUAAAAAUGAACAAAACUUUCUAAUAAA
Molecule: messenger RNA, 22021 nt
Organism: Periophthalmus magnuspinnatus
Lineage: Eukaryota; Metazoa; Chordata; Actinopteri; Gobiiformes; Gobiidae
Gene: col6a3
Product: collagen, type VI, alpha 3
Exons: 65
Coding region: 8-21397 (7129 amino acids)
Molecular function (GO): serine-type endopeptidase inhibitor activity; protein binding
Source: RefSeq, a predicted model, not a curated record